AUGAGUGACGAGUUAUCGUCCGAAAAAGGAGCUUCGUCUGUACGCAAAAUGGUUCGCCAAACUGCUUCGAGGGUGAGCUUAAGGAAUAGAAGCCCAAUCCGACGGACCGCCCGCAGGGACGGGUUGGAUUCGUCCGCCUUGAGUUCUAGGGAGGUUUCAACUUCAAGAGCGUCGUCAGUUUCGAGAGACCCUACCCCUGUUAGGCGUGGCACAGGGAUAGCUCAGGCCAGAGCUGACCUCAGAAAUGCUAAGGAAGAGGCCAUUGAGCAGGCGUUUGAUCAACGACUUAGGGAUAGAGUCUAUAGAAAAGAGGCAGUUGUAACCGUGCUGGACCCUGAGGAAUGGUUCGAGACUGAAACUUCCAAUAAUGAGGAUCCAGGCAAUCUUAAUUCAGAGGAGUUGAGAGCUGCUGCGGGACGCAGAGCGGCGGCGAUUAUUCAUGUUGCUACUAAAUCUGGUCAUUUGAAAGGCACCUUCGUUAAAUGCCUCAAAGAGUCGGCUUCGGCGCUGCAAAAUUUUGUCGAUACGCUUGUUAACAGAACAGAGUCAGAGGAAUCCCGUCGGUUGAGGCUUGACAAUACUCGCCUCCGCAAUGAAGUGGAUAGUCUUAAAGCGGAGCUGAAAGCCCAUCGGCGGGAAUUUGUAGAAAUGAAAACUAGCAUGGCGGCGGCUAAUCGUACAACGACACCAACUUUAAAUGUAGACAUAAUUGAGGAGAUGAAGGCCUCAAUUGUUGCAUCGGUGGGUGUCAUGCUUGACGCUAGAUUCGCUGGUAUUGAAGAGAGACUGCUGCCCGAAAGAGUGAUUCGCCCGCCGUUAGCAUCGGAUAAUAGAAGGCCGGAAGCCCCGCCGCCACGAUCGGCAGCAGCUCCUCCGAAGUCUAAAAAGGUGCCAGAAAACCGAAAUGGCGAUGCACGAUCGGCUUCUCCCGAGAACUCCGAGGCAGCCACGGGUUCAAGUCGCCCUGCUGUGAACGAGGUAGCGGGUUGGUCUACAGUUGUUAGAAGAGGAAAGAAGGGAAAGAAGGCCUCCUCUUCCUCAAAUAAUGCUUCCCCUGAGGCUACUUCUGCCCACACUAACAGACCUACGGGCCCUCCGACGUUUACCCUUCCCAAGACUGCCGCGAUUAUUAUUAAUCUCGAGCCGGAUGCCGUAAAAAAGGGAAUCUCAUACGCUGAGGUGCUAGAGCGGGCCGAACAAAGUAUAAACCUACAGGAGCUUGGUAUUGGGGAAGGCAUAAAAAUUCGUAGGGCGGCCACUGGAGCAAGGCUUCUUGAGCUUCCUAAGGAACAGACUCCGGAGCAGGUGGAGCUGCUAGUGAAUAGACUGCGGGCGGCCCUAACUGGCAUGGCCACUGUCGUUCGACCCACCAAGACUGCAUCCGUCAGGCUUAUGGACCUUGAUGAUACUGUGACAGGGGAAAAAGUCAUUGCCGCUAUCGCCAGAGUUGGAAAUUGCCCUGUUAGCUGCAUUAAGGUAGGAGAAAUACAGUCUGGCCCCAGAGGAAUGGGCGCGACUACAGUGCACUGUCCUGUCGAGGUUGUAAAAGUGAUGUCCGAUGCGGGGAAGCUUUUGGUAGGUUGGAGUUCCGCUAGAGUCCAGGUUCUCGAUCAGCGCCCAUUACGCUGUUAUAAGUGUCUCUGUAUCGGGCACACAAGGCCGCUGUGUCCUUCACUAGUCGACCGUAGCAACUUGUGCUUUCAAUGUGGCGGCAUCGGGCACAAGUCCUCAAAGUGCUCGAGCCCUAUGCGCUGUGCGGUGUGUGUGGACGCAGGCCUUCCGUCGGGGCACAUAAUGGGGGGAAGGGACUGCAAUCCCCCCCCAACGAGGGGUACAUUGGACACAUCGGCUCGGUCCAGCGAAGGGCUACAUCAGGAUGAAGGGGAAGCUAACAUGUCGUCAUGA
Messenger RNA from Pararge aegeria (speckled wood butterfly), 1905 nucleotides. RefSeq lists its product as uncharacterized. Gene Ontology annotation, molecular function: nucleic acid binding; zinc ion binding. The coding region runs from base 1 to 1905 and encodes 634 amino acids. The transcript has a single exon. The record is from RefSeq and is a predicted model, not a curated record. NCBI's taxonomy places the organism in Eukaryota, Metazoa, Arthropoda, Insecta, Lepidoptera, Nymphalidae.